AUGAUAUUGGGCAACGCAAAAAAAAAGAUCAGACGAGAACAUUGGAUUCGAAAUCAAGGUUAUGAUGUGACCGUUUACGAUCGUAUCGCAAAUAAAGAAAAGAAAGUCGAUAUGGAACUUGGACAUUCUAUAUUGGAUAUCGUCCAUAUUAAGGAUCCUGGUGUAAUUCUUUUAGUUGCUGAGGACGAUGGUUAUUAUCCUUCAUUGAGACGAGCCCUGGAUCAUAAUUGGAAGAUUGAGGUCUGGUUCUGGUCAUCAGGGAUAUCCGGCGACCUGAAGACAAAAUCCUUUGUUUACCACCUGGAUAACUUUUAUCGACAUUUUUCAUAUGCGUAUGGACAGGACCCUGUAGGAAAAAAUUAUAUUAUUGAAAUAACUGAUGUUACAAAAUGGAAUGAUGAUGAAGUAAUGGAACGUUUUGAUUCAUUAGAGUUAUUUGGAUGGUGGUUCAGGAAAGAAAGACCGAUUAUAUACUUGUAUUUCGAUAACAAAAAAAAUUCGAGAAAGGCAAAGAAUUGGGUGGAAUCAAAUCAUCCGGAUGUAAGGGUUUGGGAAAUAGAGAAAGAACAA
This is a messenger RNA of Paraglomus occultum, 570 nucleotides long. NCBI's taxonomy places the organism in Eukaryota, Fungi, Glomeromycota, Glomeromycetes, Paraglomerales, Paraglomeraceae. The record is from the annotation of a GenBank genome assembly.